Dreissena polymorpha is the source of this 964-nucleotide messenger RNA. RefSeq lists its product as uncharacterized. Lineage: Eukaryota; Metazoa; Mollusca; Bivalvia; Myida; Dreissenidae. Gene Ontology annotation, molecular function: ubiquitin-protein transferase activity. The record is from RefSeq and is a predicted model, not a curated record. The transcript has 4 exons. The coding region runs from base 1 to 633 and encodes 210 amino acids.
AUGGAUAGGUGUCAAAGCAUCUUACCAGAGAUCGAGAUUCUAGACAACGAGGACGAGGAAAUACAGAGCGCUUUACUAGAGUCAAUGCAGCACCAGGAAUCAAAGCCGUCUGUGGCUGAUAUUUUACAAGAGUUUCGGAACCGAUACAUCAAAGAUUACCACACAAACUGUGUGAUCACCCGUUCCAAGCCCUUAGAUGGUGCCAUACGACUAUUAGAAAAGACGACGGUCAAGCUUCAGAAUAAAUUGUUUGUCAAGUUUUCCGAGGAGAUUGGUGAGGACCAUGGUGAACCAAGAAGAGAAUUUUUCCGAUUGGCAAUAGCAGAGCUUGGAGGUUCGAAAUUUUUUGAAGGACCAGAUGGAGCAAAGGUUUUCAGACAUGAUCUUCAACUUGUGGAAAAGGGGCAAUACAGGAUUGUGGGAAGGCUGUUGGCUAUGUCACUCGCUCAGGACGGACCAGGUUUUCACUGCUUGAAUAAGCAGCUUUUUGCAAUGAUGACGGGUCGUGAAGGGGAGACAACUGCUGCUGAUGAAAUCACGGACCCAAAUAUUAAGGAAUGUCUUGAAAUGGUAAUUAAAUUAAAUAAAGUAAAUAAAUUAAAACAGUCAUCGUGUUUACAGGCACUGUGUUGACUAACAAAUGAUUCAGUUAUUCCCCUUACAAAAUAAAGAAAAAUAAAUCUCUAGUUUUUUCAAAGACACAGAUUUUUUAAAUUACAAUUUUGUUGAUCCUAAUCUUCCUGAUGGCCAAGUCCCUUUUGGCUUUGCAUAUGUACGUUUUAAUUAUUGCUGUUUUCAGUCAACAAAUAAGUUCUCUGACAAACACCUAUCGUAGUGUGUCAAGUACAUGACUGCGCUCUGACCCUAUAAUUGUUACAGCAUUAAUGUUAAGUUGGUUUAUGUUUGUACUUAAAUUUAAUUGGAUAAAAGAAGUUAUUUAGUUCAUGUUUCAGUAUGUGAUUCA